AUGCUUUAUGAUAUCCGCAUCCGAUACCAAUCCUUUUCGAACGACAUAAUUGUUGAUAUGAAACAUAAUGCAAAAUGUUCAAAUGAUAUGAAACAUAAUGCAAAAUGUACAAAUGAUACGAAACAUAAUGCAAAAUGUACAAAUAAUAUAAAACAUAAUGCAAAAUGUACAAAUGAUACGAAACAUAAUGCAAAAUGUACAAAUGAUAUUAAACAUAAUGAAAAAUGUACAAAUAAUAUAAAACAUAAUGCAAAAUGUACAAAUGAUAUGAAACAUAUGCAAAAAUUACAAAUGAUAUGAAACAAAAUGCAAAAUGUACAAAUGAUAUGAAACAUAAUUUUUUGCAAAAUGUACAAAUGAUACGAAACAUAAUGCAAAAUGUAGAAAUGAUAUAAAACAUAAUACUAAUUAAAAGGACGUAGGCUAUGUCGCUUAAACUGAUUGAGAUAUGUUAUAUAUAUCAAAAUAAAGCCUGUUUCUCCUACAUUUGUAUUUUAUGAAUAUAUACAACUUUACUACACUUAUUUAAUUCAAAGGGGUAUUUAUAACAUGUAUUUAAAUAACUUGCUCAAAAUAUUAGGAAAAAUCACAAUUAUGACGUCACAGAAGAUAUGCAAAUGAGCUGAUUUGCAUAAAUUAUACUUUAUCUGAAAGGGCACUCAACAUGCUUUCAUUUGG
Owenia fusiformis is the source of this 678-nucleotide messenger RNA. Lineage: Eukaryota; Metazoa; Annelida; Polychaeta; Sabellida; Oweniidae. The record is from the annotation of a GenBank genome assembly.